CCUCUUGUCUUUAAAUGACGUGCUCAGUGUUCAGUUUCGUCCGCUGUGUGUUCGCAGGAGCGAUGUUAGAAAACCUCCGCUCUCUCUGCAGGACAUGUUGCUGCUGUUGGUGACCGCCUCCUGCGCUGUAAUUGGUUCAUCUGCCGGCGUUAGGAAUGAGGAGAUCUGUUAUGGCAGCUAUAUGAGUUUUCCGACUAGAUAUGUACCAGUUUUAUUCCGUGGACAGCUGUACUUCACGCCGAAUGAUGGGGGACCCAGGAAGCUACUGAUGGAUAAUGGGGAGUCAAAGGAUCCACGCCUCAUAUUUCCCCGCGGCAGGGGACUCUUAUUACAAGAUCUGAGAGACAGCGAUAGUGGGACAUACUCUGGAUUUGAUGAAAGGACAAAAAAUGAAGACAACAUCAUGGCACUGAGAGUUUUGGAUUGUUCUGAAAAGAAAACAAAAACAUUUGGAGAGACGUACACACUUGAUGUUUCUCGACGGGCUGAAUACCUGGAGUUCACGCCCCUUCACACCAGUCAGACAACGGUCCUGUGGAGUCGCUCCAACUCUGAGGCGAGUGAGGGAGGCAGAGGGGGGAUGACGUCUCGUGGCUGGGAGAUCGUCUGCCUCUCUCCAGCAGACAGAGGCCACUACAACUUCAGGAAAAAGGACAACUCUUUGCUGUCUAGGAUAAGGCUCUCAGUACAAGAGAGCUUCAAAGACUAUCAUGCAUAUGUGAACGGACGGCUCCUCAUCGAAGAUUCAUGUUUUGAGGGUGUCUUAUGGACUGUGACCUUCUCUAUGAUGGGAGCACAGGAAAGCGAAAUGUUGAUAAAAGCAGGCAGGGUGUUGAACAACGAGUGGAUCUCACCGUCUUUUAAGAUGAGAAUUUGGGUCCUAAAUAAUGGCAUCGAUCUUAAUCCUGUGAGGGACACAGACGCUGGAACCUAUACAUUCAGUGACCCGCAGGGCAACCUAGCCCAUGUUGCUACGUUGGUGGUCUACCCUGAAUCGGGAUAUGUCUAUGCUGCUAUCGCGGGUGGGAUUGUCUUAGCGGUGAUUAUCUGCUGUUGCUGUGUGAGGAAGUGCUGUUGUAAAAAAGCUUCUAAAAGGGACGAGUCAGCGCCUGUUGCUGUGUAUUACCAUGAUCCGGAUCAACCUGCAUACACAAGUUCUACUGCACCCCCUGCUCCAGAUUACUCUCAUCAGCCAGUGAACUCUCCUGCUUAUAGCCAACCAGCAGCUACCUCCGUUGGGCCAUCGGAUCAACCUGCAGGCCCAGGUUACCCAGCUGCCCCUCCUCCAGCAUACUCUUAUCAGCCAGUGAACCCCAGUCAGCCUGAGGUUUCAGCUCCGGGAGGGCCGGGAGCCACUCCAGCUCCUUCACUCGGCUCUGAUUAUCUCACCUCGGACCCUGACACAACGUUUGAGCUGAAAGGACUGACCUUACCCUCUGCCCCCCCCCUCGGUUCAGACUCAGAAAUGUGCUAUGGCAUUCAAGAUUUCCAGCCCUGUAUACUCCACCUUUAUAUUCCGUGGACAGGUGUACUUCACUCCGAGUGAUGGGGGACUGACGAAGCUACUGUUGGAGGACGGGGAGGUCAGAGCAGACCAGGUUUUAAAUGAAUAAAGAGUCUACUUUAUUCUGAUUAAAUGCUUCAUCCACCGAUUCAGACCCCAUUCCCACAUAUAUUUAUGUUGCUAUCGCUGGUGGGAUUGUCUUAGCGGUGACUGUCUGCUGUUGCUGUGUGAGGAAGUGCUGCUGUAAAAAGGGCUCUUCUAAAAGUGACGAGGCCUUUGUGUAUUACCAUUCGCGGGAUCCGAAUCAACCUGCAGGCCCAAACUCCUCUGCUGCACCUCCUCUGGAUUGCUCUUAUCAUUCAGUGAAGCCCCCUGCUUAUGAAGAAGCUGCUACCUCUGUUGAGCCAUCUGGAGCUGCACAAGCCGGUGAAUAUCCAUGUGAACCCCCUCCAGCCUGAGAUACACACACGAACAUAGAAUAACCCUAACCCGUUAAUAUAGGGGAAUCAGAGUCUCCUGGUAUAAAUCAAAUCAUCUUAACAAACAACAAGUUUCUGCUCCGGCUCCUUCUCUCGGCUCUGAUUGUUUCUCCUCGGCCCCUCCGCCAGAGUUUGAGCUGAAAGGACGGACCUUCCCUUCGGCUCCCCCUCUCGGAUCAGAAUCAACUACCAGUGACGUUUAUACCUCUGAUUAACUCAACACUCCGUGAUGGGCACACUGGAAAAGUCAAGUGAUGGUUUGUGACUAGCAGGAGCCAUGAAUCAAUGAUUGGAUCAUUUAGAUUGUAAGAAAC
Molecule: messenger RNA, 2297 nt
Organism: Acanthopagrus latus (yellowfin seabream)
Lineage: Eukaryota; Metazoa; Chordata; Actinopteri; Spariformes; Sparidae
Exons: 15
Coding region: 95-1546 (483 amino acids)
Source: RefSeq, a predicted model, not a curated record